GGGAGGGGAGGAGGAGGCGGCUGGUGCCCGGUCCAAGAUGGCGGUGCAGGAGUCAGCUGCUCAGCUCUCAAUGACUUUGAAGGUGCAGGAGUACCCCACUCUCAAGGUGCCAUAUGAAACACUGAACAAACGGUUUCGAGCUGCACAGAAAAACAUUGACCGAGAGACGAGCCACGUAACGAUGGUGGUUGCAGAGCUGGAAAAGACGCUGAGCAGUUGUCCUGCUGUGGAUUCAGUUGUUAGUCUCCUGGAUGGAGUAGUAGAAAAACUCAGCGUUCUGAAAAGAAAGGCAGUUGAAUCAAUCCAGGCUGAAGAUGAGAGUGCAAAACUCUGCAAACGUAGGAUUGAACAUCUGAAAGAACAUAGUAGUGACCAGCCAGCUGCUGCAAACAUGUGGAAGAAGAAACGCAUGGAUCGUAUGAUGGUGGAACAUCUCCUACGCUGUGGCUACUACAAUACAGCUGUAAAACUAGCCAGGCAAAGUGGUAUUGAGGACCUGGUAAACAUAGAGAUGUUUUUGACUGCUAAAGAAGUGGAAGAAUCAUUGGAAAGGCAAGAGACUAUGACUUGCUUGGCUUGGUGUCAUGAUAACAAAUCCAGGCUCAGGAAAAUGAAGGGGCGCCAAAAUGAGAAUGAACCGAAGAUGGGACGCAAAAGUAAAUCGGCCAGUGAUUACUCUAAAGAAAAUGAUGAUCUUGUUAUGGAAACGAUUAAAGGAAAACCAGAAUUGAGCUGUCUGGAGUUCAGCCUAAGGAUUCAGGAGUUCAUUGAACUCAUUCGACAGAACAAGAGACUGGAUGCUGUGAGACAUGCAAGAAAGCAUUUCAGUCAGGCUGAGGGAAGCCAGCUGGAUGAGGUUCGACAAGUGAUGGGAAUGUUGGCUUUUCCUUCAGACACUCAUAUCUCCCCCUAUAAGGAUCUCUUGGACCCUGCUCGAUGGAGAAUGCUGAUCCAACAGUUUAGAUAUGAUAACUACAGACUACAUCAGCUGGGAAACAAUUCUGUUUUUACUAUAACCCUCCAGGCAGGCCUUUCAGCUAUAAAAACACCACAGUGUUAUAAAGAGGAUGGGAGUUCAAAAAACCCAGACUGCCCUGUGUGUAGCAAAUCCCUGAACAAGCUGGCUCAGCCUCUGCCUAUGGCACAUUGUGCCAACUCCCGACUAGUCUGCAAGAUUUCAGGGGAUGUAAUGAACGAAAAUAAUCCUCCCAUGAUGUUACCAAAUGGAUAUGUCUAUGGAUACAAUUCUCUGCUUUCUAUUCGUCAAGAUGACAAAGUAAUUUGCCCAAGAACCAAAGAAGUCUUCAACUUCUCACAAGCUGAGAAAGUCUACAUCAUGUAGGUCCAUAAUACACAUGAUGAAGUGCCGCUGGAAUUUUGACACAGUGUAUAUUGGCAUACCCUGUAAAGGGGGGGGCCUUAAUGUGUGGCAAAGAAGCAAAAUCUGCCACCUUGGGGAUCAGACCUGUCGGUGGCAUUAUUGUUUCUUGCGACCAAAGAUCAAUGAGCAACAAUAAACACUCUUAAAGAGAGGAA
This is a messenger RNA of Rhea pennata, 1536 nucleotides long. It is a transcript of the gene MAEA, whose product is annotated as macrophage erythroblast attacher, E3 ubiquitin ligase. NCBI's taxonomy places the organism in Eukaryota, Metazoa, Chordata, Aves, Rheiformes, Rheidae. Gene Ontology annotation, cellular component: nucleus; GID complex; cytoplasm. Gene Ontology annotation, biological process: proteasome-mediated ubiquitin-dependent protein catabolic process. The coding region runs from base 38 to 1342 and encodes 434 amino acids. The transcript is spliced from 10 exons. The record is from RefSeq and is a predicted model, not a curated record. Gene Ontology annotation, molecular function: protein binding; ubiquitin protein ligase activity.